UGUCAAUUGUCAUAAGUAAUAUUUUUUCGUAGAGAAGCAUGCAAUCGGAACUAUAAUCGUGAACUUAUUUUGGAUCAUCGCAGUUAUUAGAAGUUACGUUUUCUAUUGUGUUUUGUCAACAGUUGAUUUUUCAAUUUAGUAUUGUUAAUGCUGGCAUACAAUCAAGUCGAAAUUCGUAAGCGUUGUGUUAAUAUUGAAAUAACGGGACCUGAUCGCCACUGUUGCUUUGGUCAUUAAGAAAAGUUGUUAAUCCAUUUAACCGGCGAAAACCCAGAAACAAGGUAUUGAAAUAUCAGAAUGUCGUCUGAAUGGGAAGUGGUUGUUAAACAAAAGAAACCUCGUAAAAGUGGAGCAGACAAAGCUAAGGGAAAUGCGGCUGGUAAAUCGGAAAUUUAUAAAAUUGAAGAUGCUGACACGAUGGAUCAGAUUCGGUCGUUGUACGCCAAUGUGAAGGACGAUGAGUUGUUCAAUUUCAACCAGCACAACAACAGUGAGAAGAAGAACCUGGCUAACGGGAAGCACGUGGCACAGGAUAGGAAAAAGUCGCCCGCCCGCAACCAGCAACAACAAACUAAAAGCAAACCGAAGCAUGAAUCUGAAAAACAACGUCAGCAUGUAAAGCCAAAAUUCAGGGACGUUGAAGUUGCACUCAAGGCUGUUGUUGUUGCCGAUCUACGCGCCCAUCUGUGGGCCGUGAAUGAAAAUUUCAAAGACAAUCAUCUUUUGAUAUUGAAGGCAAUCACGACUUUUCUGAACGAAAAACUGCGGGUUGAUAAUGUCGAUCCUAUUUUUGCUGACAAAUCACUAUCCUAUCCUUAUAAUGUCAUUCCUCAGGAGCUAAAAGCCCUUAUCGAUGAGUCUAUUGAAAAGGCCGGUUUGCAGAUUUUACAAUUUUUCUACGAUUUAUCGCUUUCGAAUCUGGCUGAAGAUAUGAACAAGAAUCAGCCACACAUGGGUCACACGAUACUGUUGCAAGCAGUCGCACUUCGGAAACCCCAGGUGUGCAUUAACAAUCUAGCUCGCAACGCAAUUCUGCGGAACUCGUUUCAGAAUCGUAGCAACAUUGGGCUUAGUCUGCUGUGGGCGCUUGGACAAGGGGGUUUCCGGGAUCUCAACGUUGGUUUGAAGGUGUGGCAGGAUAUCAUGGUGCCCGUGGCCGAGCUUAAAACCUACAGCAAAUAUGUCUACGAAUAUGUUCACAAAAUUCUUGUUAAACAUAAAACUACCAGGCUAGAAAUUUCGUCCAGCGAUUUUCUCACCAUUCUAAGUUCUCUGUCGACGCAAUCUAAAGCAAGCCGGGACGUCACUAAGAUAUUAGAGGAAGCUUCCAAGCUGCUCGUAGAGCGAUAUGUUUAUAGUGCACCGAAAGUUUCUAGCACUUUUACGACCAUGUUCAAAAACAUCCAGUUCAUUGCGAAGCCAGAACCCAUCUUUUUCGGACUGAUACUGUGCCUAAUUGAAGACCCGGAGUGUUGGACCGCCUGGCGCGGUCUUUAUAAGAAGAACGUGCAACAGACGGUGGCAGUUCUCAAUUACAUAGAUAAUUCAUCAUCGGAUUUCUCAUUGAAGUUAAUAACCGAUAGACUGUUCGAACAAUUUCUAAGUGACAUUCAGACCAUCAAUGCUGAAUUAGGACAAACAAGGAAGAAAGUGGAAGGACUUAAAGCUUCGGUUUCAAUUUUACAGCAAAUGCAGGAAAAAGUCACCUCCAAGAAGAACAAAUCCGCCAAGCCCACCAAAAACCGCUCGUCAGGACCCGUUCUGGUGUGUUGUACCUUCCUGUUGGGCACAUUCCUGCUGUUUGGUCUGACCGGUGGCCUAAUCGGCUUCGACACAUACCGAGCUGGUGGAGUGUUCGAGAAGUCCCACACCGGCCAACUGCUGAAGCAGGCGGGCCUGCUUCCGGCGGUACAGGAUGCGUGGACCUGUACGCUCAAACACAGUGCGCGGGGUUACAAGUGGGCUGAGGAAAAUCUACCCGUCUAUUACCAGAGCACCAGUAAAGUCGUUGGACCAUACGUUGAAUUUUCGAUAGACUUCAGCAAAAUUCUGUGGAAUGGAGCCAAGAAGGGCUUUGGCAAUGUGAAAUUGCUGGUUGAGCAAAAAACGCCUGCAGUAGUGGAUUUUGUGGAACAGUACGCGCCUGGACUGCCGAAGAAAGUAGGGAACUUUGCCUGUUCGACGUGGUCCACAGUCAGCACGUUUUCCGUUAACACGUUCCAUCAGAGCUGUGAAUUCUUCAAAACAAAGGUGUUUAUUGGUCAGUUAUCGCCAGAAAACUUGGGGAAAGCCUUCAACAGUACCCAACAGGCUGCUGCUCAGUACUAUAGCUGGUUCCAUGAUCAGGUUGACUUCUAUGCCAAAAUCAAGUAAAAUGCAGCAUAGCAGCAAGUGCCACCAGCAGUAGACUUCUGUAUAGACUAAGCGUGAAAGCGAGAGUGCGUACGAAUAAUGAAAAAAAAAGCUAACGAAAACAACCAACAAAGUCGGGGAGCACAGAAGAUCACGUAGCGAAAACCGGAGAGACUAGAAUAGCCGCACGAACAACCAGUAUGCAGUAUGUUCCAAAAUCGUAACUAGGAAACAAACAUACAUGUUUCUUAUCGCCAGCUGGUCCACUCAAUUCUUCAAACAAAGAUAUAUGCUGUGCGGUAGCGAAUUGGUAACGCUAUCGAUUGAUGAGGAGCUAAGAAUGAUUAGUAGUAAUUAGAAACUGUUAUGUUCAUUGUGAGUUAAUGGAGUACCAUUUAUUCGGUAAAAGUGGGAAGCGCAAAAGUGAAGUAGGUACUAUGUAAAAACCAGGUGAACUCUGAGGACAGCAAUAUUCUGAUCGAGAUGUGCAUAAUAAUGAUGAUGAUGAUAAAAAUUUGCAUACCGAGUAACAUGCAGUUGCCGACAGCUCUUUAACUUGUGGGUGACGGCAGGUGAAAAAGUAAAAGCUAACGAGCAUUUGAGUAAUUGCUACCGAACAUUGUAUAAGUACAUUUGAUAGACUUUUUUAAAUAAUAUUUUACUAAUUUAAUUUUUUGUUUAAUUACUAAGGCUCCAAUAAUUGUUUGAUGGUGAUAAAAAAUAUAAAAACAAAAAGAAUACUGCA
Wyeomyia smithii (pitcher-plant mosquito) is the source of this 3097-nucleotide messenger RNA. It is a transcript of the gene Tmem214, whose product is annotated as transmembrane protein 214. Lineage: Eukaryota; Metazoa; Arthropoda; Insecta; Diptera; Culicidae. The record is from RefSeq and is a predicted model, not a curated record. The transcript is spliced from 8 exons. Gene Ontology annotation, cellular component: Golgi apparatus; endoplasmic reticulum. Bases 298 to 2373 code for a protein of 691 amino acids.